Messenger RNA from Cucumis sativus (cucumber), 1519 nucleotides. RefSeq names its product general transcription factor IIF subunit 2. Bases 131 to 1153 code for a protein of 340 amino acids. Gene Ontology annotation, biological process: transcription by RNA polymerase II; transcription initiation at RNA polymerase II promoter. Lineage: Eukaryota; Viridiplantae; Streptophyta; Magnoliopsida; Cucurbitales; Cucurbitaceae. The transcript is spliced from 7 exons. Gene Ontology annotation, cellular component: transcription factor TFIIF complex. The record is from RefSeq and is a predicted model, not a curated record.
UUGAACACAUCCACGUUAUUGUUGGUUACGGAAAAAAGCCUUUCUAACAAAAACCGUUUUCUUUCUUUUCUUUUCAAUUUUCCCACCUCCAUUCCAUUCAUGUAACCAUUUCUUCUUCUUCUUCUCUACAAUGGACGUCGACGGCAAAUCCAUCGACCGUUCCACUUCCAGAAAACACCAAACCAAUAACAACAGCAUCGUUGUUGGAACCGACUUCUUAGAGACUAACAAGGCGGACAGAGCAAUGUGGCUCUUGAAAUGUCCCCAACUUGUUACUCGCGCCCUUUCUAAUUCACCUGAUGCCCCUUCCCGUCCUGUCGCUAAGGUCAUCGUUUCUGUUGACCCACUUCAAUCCAAUGACGAUGAUGAUUCUUCCUCUACUGAGGUGGUUUCCUUCCAAGAUCCCAAUCUCCUUAUUGAUAAAGUCGCCGGAAUCCAUGGAUCCUUCUCGCCGGAACAAGCUGAGAAGUUCUUCAAAGGUCCGGGCGGCCCGGAUCCGAAUCCGAUUGAUAUUUGGCGUGUGGAGAAGUCGAACUCAAGGCUGACAGUUUUCGCUUUUCAGAAUUCUGAGAUGUUCACCAUGGAAUUGGCUAGCACCGACUCUGGAAAUGCAUUAAGGUCCUACUCAUUGAAUAUGUCUACAGACUUCAUUCCAAUGUCUGUAUUUUCCGAGUCAUCACAAGGGAAGUUUACCAUUGAAGGGAAAAUACUGAACAAAUUUGACAUGAAGCCACAUGAUCAGAAUCUUGAGAGGUAUGGGAAACUCUGUCGUGAAAGAACUCACAAGUCUAUGACCAAAAGCAGACAGAUUCAGGUGAUUGAUCAUGUCACAGGAGGACAUAUGAGGCCUAUGCCAGGGAUGGACGUAUUGUCAUUUGGAGCUGCAGAGAAGAAGAAAGUGGUGAGCAAGGGGUCGGAGACAAAACGGUUGAGAAAGGAGCGUGGAGAAUUGGAGAAGAUUAUUUUUAAGCUUUUUGAAAGACAGCCAUAUUGGACGUCAAAACAAUUGAUUCAAGAGACUGACCAACCUGAACAAUAUAUGAAGGAAAUACUUAAAGACCUUUGUGUCUACAACAACAAGGGUGUUCACCAAGGAACGUAUGAGCUGAAGCCAGAAUACAGGGAAUCAAGUGAGGACACGAAACCACGAUAAGUGAGGAAUGUUCCAAGAACUGGGAAAUGGGUUUGGUUUUGGUAUUUGACUGAAGCUUUGUGUGUGGAGGGAAGGGGGCUCUGCUCUUUUCUUUGGUUUGAAGUGUAGGCUUAGGACUUCCCCGUUCUGGAGUCAUCAGUAACCACUGAAAUUUUGUAGAAAUGCGAACCCAUCGUUUCUUUUUUCGGGAGGGGGUAUAUUAUUGUACAUAGUGAUUACGGUUGUUUGGUGCUUUUAAUCCUAAUUUCUGUUUAAAGUUCUUUUGUAAUUUGUAAGUAUUGAUUGAAUGCGGUCUCUACUUAAAGUUAAACUCAUGGAAUAUCACAUAAGAUAUACCUCAGGAAGGCUCUCUUGUUUCCAGCUUCA